AUGGAGGCGCAUGCGGUGGCCUUGUCAGCCCGUGCGUUUGCCUUCACCUUCCAAACGUUACUGAAACGUGACUCCAAGUCAGUCAGUACCCAGUUACCUACUCCUGUUGCUGUCUUUGUAUCCAGCAGCGACAUGGCUGAUCAUCACUGGCGAGCUGUUUGGGCACGAAGUUUCUGUGGUAGUAACUUGCAUCAAGUUUCUAACAAUUUGAAGUACCUGAAAUGGGGCGCAAGAGAUAAUGGGGAGGAAGAGAUGAGAAGAAGGGGACUGGAUCAGAUUAUGUACCUACUAGAGACUCCUUUUCAUCACAAGGUGAGUCUCGGGUUCCAAGGAAGCUCAGUAAAAAAGGAGACAAAAGAUAAUAGCCCCAGAACGACCAAAAGCAGCGCCAGCCGUCAACCUCAAAACAAGCUGCAACAUAAAGGAUUAAACAAUGUACAGAACAAGUCUCAGAAACAAAAGAAAACAGUUAGUGCUGCUAAGGCUGUUGAAGUUAGAAAACCAGAGAUUACAAGAAUUCCUUCCCGCCCUCCGUCAGAAUUGUCUGAGGAAACAGAUGAUAUAAUCAGUGAUGCUGGAACUGCUGAUGAUAAAGGGACUGAGGAGGCUAAGGAGAUCGAUGUGUUAGAUGAAGCUCCACACUGUGAUCAGAGUACCGGUACUGAUGAUGACACUCCUGAUAUUGAAGACAAGGUAGUUGAUCAUGAAAAAUCAGUUGUAGGUCAAGGCAAUGGGGAAUUAGUGUCGAAAAUUGACAAGUUGGAACAGGAACUUCGUGAAGUUGCUGCUCUUGAAGUUUCUCUGUACUCUGUAGUGCCCGAGCAUGGAAGUUCAGCACAUAAGUUGCACACCCCAGCUCGGCGUCUUUCUAGACUAUAUAUCCAUGCAUCCAAGUUUUGGUCUGAAGAUAAGAGAGCUUCGGCAGCAAAAACCAUUGCUUCUGGUCUUGUUCUUGUUGCAAAGUCCAGUAGCAAUGAUGCUUCGAGGCUGACAUUCUGGCUGUCCAACACAGUUGUCCUCAGGGAGAUAAUUGUACAAACUUUUGGCAUCUCACAUCAAUUUGCUCCAUCCAUGACGACUAUGAACAUGAAUGGUGGUGCCAAAAAACUUGACGGGAAAUCUAUGACAAUGCUGUGGAGAAACAACUCCAAUGGCAAGCAAGCCAAACUUGCUACAAUGCAGAUGCCAGAUGAUUGGCAGGAAACAAGUACACUUUUGGCUGCAUUAGAGAAGAUCGAAUCUUGGAUGUUUUCUCGCAUUGUUGAGACAGUAUGGUGGCAGGCACUAACUCCUCACAUGCAAAAACGGGCGGAAGGAUCAUCAACUCCAAAGGCUGGUAGAGUGUUAGGUCCUGCUUUGGGUGAUCAGCAGCAGGGCACCUUUUCUGUUAACCUGUGGAAGGCUGCGUUUCACGAUGCAUUCAGCAGAAUGUGCCCCCUUCGUGCUGGCGGACAUGAGUGUGGCUGUUUACCAGUAUUAGCAAAACUGGUGAUGGAGCAAUGUGUAGCCCGUUUGGAUGUUGCCAUGUUUAAUGCCAUCCUUCGUGAAUCAGCAAGUGAGAUACCGACAGACCCUAUAUCUGACCCAAUUGUUGACCCAAAAGUCCUACCAAUUCCAGCUGGUGAUCUAAGCUUUGGGUCAGGCGCGCAGCUGAAGAACUCUACUGGAAACUGGUCCAGAUGGCUGACAGAUAAGCUUGGCAUGGAUGACGAUGAUUCUGAGGACAUAGGAGAUGUUGAAGAUGAAAGAAGAGGCGCAGCUGAAACAAAAUCGUUUCAACUGCUUAAUGAACUAAGUGAUCUCCUGAUGCUCCCAAAGGACAUGCUUCUUGAAAAAUCUUUCAGGAAAGAGGUCUGUCCUUCAAUUGGCCUUCAAUUAGUGACCAGAAUCCUGUGCAACUUCACCCCAGAUGAGUUUUGCCCUGAUGCGGUUCCAAGCACGGUCUUAGAAGAGCUGAAUUCUGAGAGCUUGCUGGAUCGUCACACCAACAAAGACGUGAUCAAUGUGUUUCCAUGCAUCGCUGCUCCUAUAGUGUACCACGCACCUUCAACAUUGGAUGCGGCAGAGAAAGUGGCAGACAUAGGAGGUGGCGCAAAGCUGGACAGGAAAGCCUCAAUGGUGCAGAGGAGAGGGUAUACCAGUGACGAUGACCUUGAUGACCUGGAUUCUCCCUUGCAUCCCUAA
Molecule: messenger RNA, 2184 nt
Organism: Miscanthus lutarioriparius
Lineage: Eukaryota; Viridiplantae; Streptophyta; Magnoliopsida; Poales; Poaceae
Source: the annotation of a GenBank genome assembly